Molecule: messenger RNA, 673 nt
Organism: Hyla sarda
Lineage: Eukaryota; Metazoa; Chordata; Amphibia; Anura; Hylidae
Gene: C1H4orf46
Product: chromosome 1 C4orf46 homolog
Exons: 2
Coding region: 136-366 (76 amino acids)
Source: RefSeq, a predicted model, not a curated record
AACUACUCCUAUUGGCUGAGAAAAUCCAGCCCUGUGAUUGGCUGCAGCAGAAGAGCGCUGUCUGUUUCGCGCCUGGUUUGAAGUCCUAGUAGUUUUGCCAAUCGCCAACGUUCACACCGAUCCCGAUCCCGGGCCAUGGCUCAUCCGGUGCAGGGGGCGCGGGGGGACCAGCAGGAGAUGCUGGAAGAAGUGGAGCUACAAAUAGACGAUGCGGCCUUCUCACUGACAAAGUUACUUGAAGCAACGACUGCCGUAUCAUCCCAAGUUGAAGAACUUGCUGCCAAAUGCAAAGAGAAUGCUCGCUUUCUGAAAGCUUGGAGAGACCUUUUGAAGGAAGGAUAUCAGUCAUUGCAGCCCAAUACAUAGCCUUCUACUGACUGUGGUGGGUCCAAGGACAUGCAGCUCAGCUACACAAAUAAAUAUAUCUUUCAUCUGCUAGAAACACGUUUUCUGUCUGGUUCUAAUUAAAAAUAUAUAUAUAUAUUGCUACUAUUUGGAUGACUGCUAUUCUUCCAGAGCACAAUGCACUUUAAGUGUUGCUUCAUGUUGAUGCUAUUUCUUUUGUUACAUUUUUAGAAAAGUUGUCAGUGGUCACGGUGCUUGUUGGCUAAAUGUUCCAUUGUGUAAAACAGUAUUAACUACCAAGCUUAAAAUAAAUAAUUUUCUACAUUAA